AUAACACAUAUAUUCUCCCAACUCAUUAACCUUCAAUCUAGUUGAAUCUCCGAAAAAAGUACUUUUUUUGUUUCAUGUAUCAAAAGUCAAUCUUUUGAUUUUGGUUCAUGUAUCAAAAGUCAAUCUUUUGAGUCACAUAUAUUUCUGGCCCUUUUUCUUGUUGAUUUGAAUUGAGUUAAUUAUGGUAAGUGCCUUUGAUAAUGUCAAAGUCAAAGAGGGUGGUGGUGGUGGUAGAACCAUAAGAAUAGGUGCAACUGGAAAAGUAAGUGCCUUGAUGAUGCAAGAACUUGAUAUCCAUAUGAUAAAUUCAUCAAAGAAACCUGCUAUCAAAUCACAAAGAAUCCAAACUGCACCAGUUUCAAUGGGUUGUGGAGGGUCAACAAAGAGGCUGCAACGAAUUAUGUCGUUAAAUGGUGCCAGCUCGAGCAAUGUACGUGAUCAGGUUAUUCCAAAAAAGAAGGAAAUCGUGAACCAGGCGUCUCACAAGAUUCCUAUGUUAGAUUCUGAAGAUUUGUGGAUUGAUAAAACACCCAUUCGAGGCAAAGAACACAAGAAAGUGACGCAACGAAUUGUUGAAACCGUGGACUUGAAGUGUGGGAAUCAUGACCGAAAUUGGUCUGUUACUCCUAUUGGCAACCAACUUAGAAGGCUUAGUUUUUCCAAAAUUUCGGAUUGAUUUUGAUACUACUUGCUGAUGUAUAUCAUCAAAUGGAAACCUUUUUUGUGUUUCUGAAAAAUUCAAUAAUCUUACAUGCAUUGGGAGGUUUCUUU
This is a messenger RNA of Erigeron canadensis, 771 nucleotides long. RefSeq lists its product as uncharacterized. The coding region runs from base 182 to 676 and encodes 164 amino acids. The transcript is spliced from 2 exons. The record is from RefSeq and is a predicted model, not a curated record. Lineage: Eukaryota; Viridiplantae; Streptophyta; Magnoliopsida; Asterales; Asteraceae.